Molecule: messenger RNA, 477 nt
Organism: Brugia malayi
Lineage: Eukaryota; Metazoa; Nematoda; Chromadorea; Rhabditida; Onchocercidae
Exons: 3
Coding region: 1-477 (158 amino acids)
Source: RefSeq, a predicted model, not a curated record
AUGACAGAGAAGAAAAAGACGGAGGAGAAAAAAGAGAAAUUAGAGGGAGGAGAAAAGAAAAAAGAGAAGGAAAAACAAGAAGAAGAAGGAGAAGAGAAGGAAAAAUCAGUGAAAAAAGAAAAGGAAAAUGGAAAAGGAGAGGAAAAAUCGAGGACAGGAAAAGAGCAAGAGUCAGAGAAAAAAGAAAAAGAAAAAGAACAGAAAUUUGAGAGAGAAACGAGAGAAGCAAUAAAAUCAGAAGGUGAAAUGCAAAAGUUGAAAAUGAAGAAUGAAAUGGAAGCAAUUUCAAAAAUGAAAAAUAAAGUUGGAGUAGAAGAGCUGAAAGAAGAUGGCGCUAAAUUUAGGCUUGGACGAUUUGGUGCCCAGUUUUUUGCCCCAGUAACAAAUGAGCCAAGUGAUAUUUCAAGUGCUGGUGAUGAUGAUGACGAUGAUGGUGAUGAAGAAGUGGAAUCAGAAGAUUCUGAAGAUGAGAAAUAA